Molecule: messenger RNA, 813 nt
Organism: Fusarium falciforme
Lineage: Eukaryota; Fungi; Ascomycota; Sordariomycetes; Hypocreales; Nectriaceae
Product: Abhydrolase-2 domain-containing protein
Exons: 1
Coding region: 55-813 (252 amino acids)
Biological process (GO): protein depalmitoylation
Cellular component (GO): cytoplasm
Molecular function (GO): carboxylic ester hydrolase activity; palmitoyl-(protein) hydrolase activity
Source: RefSeq, a predicted model, not a curated record
CACAUCUCAAUCAUCACAACCCCAAACUCAACUCAGAAAGCUACAACCGACAAGAUGCCCCCUCGUAUCCCCACAGAAGCCGACUUCUCCCCCCUCCUCCCCUCCCUCCCACAUACCCUCCACUUCCCCUCCCCGCCAGAGUCCACCACAACCUUCCUCAUCCUCCUCCACGGCCUCGGCGACCACGACGUCCCCUUUGCCUCGUUCGCCCGCAAUCUCAACCUCCCCGGCGUCCUCGCCAUAUCCGUACGCGGCACAGAGGUCCUCCCGCCUGCGCUUUUAGGGUCUGAGAGGCCAGGCUUCCACUGGGGUGACGACUUGGCUGUGGACCCCGGCACCGGGGAGCUUGCUGAUGAUCCUGGGUUUGAGAGGGCGAAGAGGGCAAUUAUGGAUAAGUUGAUUGGGGAGGUGCUUAUUGAAAAGUGUGGGUGGGAGAUGAGCGAUAUCAUCUUCUUUGGAUUUGGUCAGGGUGGUUCUCUUGCGUUGGGUCUGGCAUCUUCUCUCAGACAACCAGCUCGCGUGACCGAUAUCACCGAAGGCGAGAAGAAGGGAUCUCAAUUUAAGGGUGUAGUCUCUAUCGGUGGACCUUUGCCACAGUCCAUGGUGCCUACAAUCAGCAGCCGCGAGAAGAGCCGGACAAGCGUGUUGGUGUGUCAACUAGAAGAGGACGCUGUUGACGCGGUCAAGAGAGAGUUUGAGGAUGUGAGAGUUGUGCAGUGGAAGAGACGCGAAGUGGCUAUGCCGAGCAAUAGAGAGGAGGUGCUGCCUUUGAUGCAAUUCUUUGCGGAUAGGUUAAGGAGCGGUGGGUGGUAG